Mandrillus leucophaeus (drill) is the source of this 1559-nucleotide messenger RNA. Its product is annotated as chromosome unknown open reading frame, human C17orf62. The record is from RefSeq and is a predicted model, not a curated record. Bases 165 to 728 code for a protein of 187 amino acids. The transcript has 7 exons. Lineage: Eukaryota; Metazoa; Chordata; Mammalia; Primates; Cercopithecidae.
CCGGAAGUCCGCGAGGUCCCGCCCCCGAAAGUCGGCUCCGCUCCGCUCCAAUCCCGGAAGUCCGCGCGGCCCCGCCUCUGCCGGUUCGCGUCUCUCUGCUGCCGCGCGGGGACCGCUGUGCUCUCGGCCCCUCCUCCUGUAGAGACUGGUGCUGCCUUCUCGGAAUGUACCUGCAGGUGGAGACCCGCACCAGCUCCCGCCUCCAUCUGAAGAGGGCUCCAGGCAUCCGGUCCUGGUCCCUGCUGGUUGGAAUCUUGUCAAUUGGCCUGGCUGCUGCCUACUACAGUGGAGAUAGCCUGGGCUGGAAGCUCUUCUACGUCACAGGCUGCCUGUUUGUGGCCGUGCAGAACCUGGAGGACUGGGAGGAAGCCAUCUUUGACAAGAGCACAGGGAAGGCUGUUUUGAAGACGUUCAGCCUCUACAAGAAGCUGCUGACUCUUUUCAGAGCAGGCCAUGACCAGGUGGUGGUCCUGCUGCAUGAUGUCCGCGAUGUGAGCGUGGAGGAGGAGAAGGUCCGGUACUUCGGGAAGGGCUACAUGGUGGUGCUCCGGCUUGCGACGGGCUUCUCCCACCCCCUCACGCAGAGUGCAGUCAUGGGCCACCGCAGUGAUGUGGAAGCCAUCGCCAAGCUCAUCACCAGCUUCCUGGAGCUGCACUGCCUUGAAAGCCCCACAGAGCUGUCUCAGAGCAGUGACAGUGAGGCCGGCGACCCUGGGAGCCAGAGCUGACAGCCCCGGUAUGCCUGAGCCUGUGCACCACCCACAGGACCCGUGACACAUUCCUGGUGUGCCUGAGCCCGUGCACAGCCCACAGAACCCCGUGGCCUUGACUUCAGUUGGUGCCUCCAGCCGAGUCGGCCUCUUGCCUGCUCACACUGCUGCUUUCACACUGCACGAAACAGCAGGCCGGACGAGGACACCCAGACUUUCUCCAUCGUGAGGCCUGGGCCUGCCUUCCUGCAGCUGGAGGUCUCGCCAGCCCUGGACUCCUGCUGUGGGCCACAGCCAGACCUCGGGCGAGUGGAGAGGCCGGGCCAGGCCGGGCCCAUGGGUGCUGAUGCUGCGUGUUGUCCCCGACACAGUGUCCUCUCCCUGGGUGGACAUCCCCAGCGGUCAGUGCUUCCCCAAGGGCAGCGAGGGGCGAACAUCCGGGGCCUACCUGGCUGUGCACGCUGCAGCCACACUGUGGAAGCUGCCCCUCCCCAAGGACCCGCCUCCCUUGAUGAUGCCAGGAUCUCGGCGCAUAGACCGCUCUGCCCCUGUGGUCGUCACAGAAAGGUCUCUCUGUUCCUCACCCUCAGCCUCAGCAGAAGCUGCGAGGCCAGAAAAAAAGUCAGCUCUUCCAGUACUGUGCAGCGCUUAAAAACCGGGAGCUCCGGCCGGGCGCAAUGGUUCAUGCCAGUAAUCCCAGCACUUUGGGAGGCCAAGGUGGGAGGACUGCUUGAGGCCAGAAGUCCAAGACCAGCCUGGGCACACAACAAGAUCCUGUCUUUGCAAAAAUACUAACCAAACAAGAAAAAUUAGGAGAUUUUCUGCAGAAAUUGAGUUCCAGCCUCUUUC